This is a messenger RNA of Python bivittatus (Burmese python), 2696 nucleotides long. The record is from RefSeq and is a predicted model, not a curated record. NCBI's taxonomy places the organism in Eukaryota, Metazoa, Chordata, Lepidosauria, Squamata, Pythonidae.
UCUUUCAGGUAUCAAAUCCACACAGGUCUUCAGCAUUCUGUCAUACGGCCCACUCAGCCAAACUGCCUGCCUCUGGACAAUGUGACACUACCUCAGAAACUGAAAGAAGCAGGUUAUUCGACCCACAUGGUUGGCAAAUGGCACUUGGGGUUUUAUCGCAAAGAGUGUAUGCCAACUCAGCGUGGGUUUGAUAGCUUUUUUGGCUCACUUUUGGGCAGUGGUGACUAUUAUACCCAUUACAAAUGUGACAGCCCCCGAAUGUGUGGCUAUGACUUAUACGAAAAUGACAAUGCUGCUUGGGAUCAUGACAAUGGAAUGUAUUCUACUCAGAUGUACACUCAAAGAGUGGAACAAAUCUUAGCCUCCCACAACCCCAGGAAACCUGUAUUUUUAUAUAUUGCAUACCAAGCUGUUCAUUCGCCGCUUCAGGCCCCCAGCAAGUAUUAUGAACGUUACAGAUCAAUCAGUAAUAUAAAUCGGCGCAGAUACGCUGCCAUGCUGGCAUGCCUGGAUGAAGCUAUCAACAAUGUGACACAUGCAUUAAAGCAAUAUGGUUAUUAUAACAACAGUAUUAUAAUUUACUCUUCAGACAAUGGAGGGCAGCCAACAGCUGGUGGGAACAACUGGCCUCUCAGAGGAAGCAAGGGUACUUACUGGGAGGGAGGGGUUCGAGCAGUUGGCUUUGUUCAUAGCCCUUUACUAAAAAUCAAGGGGAGUAUAUGCAAGGAGCUUAUACACAUAACGGACUGGUUUCCAACACUGAUUACCUUAGCUGAAGGACAGAUUGAUGAAAAUACCCAACUGGAUGGCUAUGAUGUGUGGGAGACCAUCAGUGAAGGCAGGCGGUCUCCAAGAAUAGAUAUUUUACAUAAUAUUGAUCCCAUAUACACAAAAGCCCAAAAUGGUUCUUGGGCAGCUGGCUUUGGAAUAUGGAACACUGCCAUUCAGUCAGCCAUCCGUGUAAACCACUGGAAACUACUAACAGGAAAUCCAGGAUACGGUGACUGGGUCCCUCCUCAGUCUUUUAGUAAUGCUGGCCCUAAUCGCUGGCACAAUGAACGGGUUUCGUGGACAGCUGGUAAAACUGUGUGGCUGUUCAAUAUCACUGCUGAUCCUUAUGAACGAGAGGACCUUUCUAGUAAGUAUCCAGGUAUAGUUAAGCAGCUGCUGCGAAGGCUUUCCCAGUUCAAUAAGACAGCUGUGCCUGUUCGCUACCCACCUAAAGACCCCAGGAGCAACCCCAAUUUGAAUGGAGGAGUGUGGGGCCCAUGGUUUAAGGAGGAUAAAAAAAAGAAGAAAUCAAAUAAAAAUAAACCGGGUAAAAAGCAAAAGAAAACCAAAAAGAAAUCUAAUAGGCAGAAAGGACAUUCCUUGAACUGCCUUUUAAGUCAAUAAUUUCAGCUGGAGUUCUAUGCUGCAAUUCUAAUCAUACUUACCUUCUUCAAAAGCAUUUACAGGCUUCAAGGUACAUGUGUGUAGCCUCAGGAUGUCAUUGCUAAAGUGAAAGUAAAAUGUUCUCCAAUAUUUGUAAUUGAGAUAUCAACACCGGAAUGUCAUUUCUGCACUCCUGCCGGUUUUGUUUGGGCUUCCAUUGGAACAGGAGGAUCCAUGUGUAAGAUGUGGUUAGCGUCAAUGCCUAUGCUGAGAAUUAUAAAGUCUUCUGGACAGGUGAGAUGUUUUUGCACUCAUGACUAAAUGAACCCUAAUCUCUAGGACACUUGGCUAUAUGGUUUUGCAUUCAGACACAUCUGUACAUUUAAUUAGUCAUGUGAAAUCUCCACUGGAUCAAAGAAAACAGACCAAAAAGAAAAAGGCAAAAUGUUAAAAUGAGUUUGGGUUUAUCUCCUAAUUUUGAUCCAAUGAAGCAGAAUCAGACAUUAAGUUACCAGAGUAACUUGAAUAAAUUGUGAAAAGGCUGCUUUAAAUUUUGCCUGCCUUUCAGCUGAAAAGGAUUUUCUUUUUCCCUUCUAGAAUAUGCCAGGCUACAAUUCCUUCCGAUAAAAAUAAGCUAUAUACAAAACUGCUUGUAUAUGGUUAUAAUUACAAAAAUAUGCAAAUUGAAAUCCUGGACUGGAUUAUUUGUGCAUUAGUACAUUCAAAUUAAUACAGAAUCCACAUAUAACUUUACAAAGAAUGGCAGUCAUGUAAUAUACCAAGUGCUGCUGAGGAGUGUCCUCUAUGGAAACUGAGUACCUAUGAUGUCUGAUAUCUAGUAUUAUUAGUGAAAUCUGAACAUGGCACAUUUUAAUUGAAAUUGAUGAUUCAAGAUUCAAAUGCAACAAGAUUCUAUUUGAAUCUGUUAGAGAUUUAAUUCAAUAAAUAACCAGACAGGCAUCUAGUACUAACCACAGCACAAAGAUAAAAAAACUUGCAUUAUGAUGUCACUAUACAAACCCCAGUCUUUCAUACUUGGCAUCCCAACAUGUAAGUCAUGUGGUUUGUACUGCAACAUCACAUGUGUUUCAUUAUUUGCCUCCAUGCCAAUGCGUCUAUUGUCAUGGAGAAAAUCUAAGUAGUUGCUAAGAGUCAACACUGACUUGAUGACAUAUAACCCAUCAAUCCAUGCCUCUAUUCAGUCAUAAAUUGUAAGUGGCAGGCAUCAAAAUGCCAACAGUUUGUUCAUUUGGGGGGCAAAAUGAGAUGAAAAUCUAUAGAUCAAGUUUUCACUCAAAUAAAUGCUUGAAAUAUUUUUAUAC